AUGAGUCAAGAUACUAAGAAGAUAUUGAUGAAUUCAGAGGUUAUUGCUGUUAAUUAAGUAAAAUUAAUACACUAUUUUUAAGGAUAGUUUAGGUAUAUAAGCUAGUAGAGUAAAGAAAGUUUUAGCAAGUGAAGUAUGGAUUGCUUAAGUUACUGAUAAUUGUGCUGGAUUAGUUUCUGUUCUCUUUAAUUAAGCAACAAUAACAGAAUCUAUAACAAUUGAAUUUGAUAAAUUGGGAAUUAGUGGAACUUAGAAUGUGAGAGAUCUUAUAAAUUAAGUUGAAUUAGGAUAAUCUACUACAAGCUAUACUGAAUAAUGA
This is a messenger RNA of Paramecium primaurelia, 319 nucleotides long. NCBI's taxonomy places the organism in Eukaryota, Ciliophora, Oligohymenophorea, Peniculida, Parameciidae. The record is from the annotation of a GenBank genome assembly.